AUGUUCGUUGUCGUUUUGUGCGCUUUUGUUGCUUAUGCCAACGCAGCGAACAGGCUCUGUCAUGGCGACAUAAAUAACCUCCACCCAACAGGACAGCGCAACGGAGGUGUUGCUGCUUCCAACGCAGAUGCACAGCAUGAUCUCCCAUAUUUGGAACAGCACAGAUCCUGCUACCAAGCGUCGGCUGACAAACAUUGUAUCCAAGCUUCUGUAAUUGCUGCUAUCGCCAGCAGAGAGUCCAGAGGCGGAUCCCUUCUUACCAGCACAGGAGGUUACGGGGACAACCAUAAUGCAUGGGGUAUUAUGCAGUGCGACAUUAACCACUCUGGCCUCAACUGCCUGAGCUGUGCAUGGAACUCCUGCUGCCACAUCGAGAUGAUGACUGCAAAUAUUUUGAUACCCUACAUUAACCAGGUAAAGAGCAAACUGCCAAGCUUUAGUCAGGAUCAGGCGUUACAAG
This is a messenger RNA of Candidula unifasciata, 460 nucleotides long. Lineage: Eukaryota; Metazoa; Mollusca; Gastropoda; Stylommatophora; Geomitridae. The record is from the annotation of a GenBank genome assembly.